Lutra lutra (Eurasian river otter) is the source of this 692-nucleotide messenger RNA. RefSeq names its product ISG15 ubiquitin like modifier (gene ISG15). Gene Ontology annotation, molecular function: polyubiquitin modification-dependent protein binding. Gene Ontology annotation, cellular component: cytosol. The transcript is spliced from 2 exons. The coding region runs from base 128 to 655 and encodes 175 amino acids. NCBI's taxonomy places the organism in Eukaryota, Metazoa, Chordata, Mammalia, Carnivora, Mustelidae. Gene Ontology annotation, biological process: ubiquitin-dependent protein catabolic process. The record is from RefSeq and is a predicted model, not a curated record.
UCCCCGACACUCCCCCUGACGUGCACAGCUCAGGUUCAUAAAAGGAGGGAGCAGGAGAGGAGCUGGAAGCUGAGAGGCUGCAAACUGCUCUGUGUCUGUGGAGGACCAGGUGCCAGAGCCCACGGCCAUGGCCGGGAACCUGAAGGUGAAGAUGCUGGGGGGUGAGGAGUUCCUGGUCCCCUUGAAGGUCUCCAUGCUGGCAUCGGAGCUGAAGCAGCAGAUAGCCCAGAAAACUGGUGUGCCUGCAUUCCAGCAGCGCCUGGCUACCCACCCCGCCGGCCAGGUGCUGAAGGACGGGGUCCCCCUCACCAGCCAGGGCCUGUGUCCUGGCAGUACGGUCCUGCUGGUGGUGCAGAGCUGUGACGAGCCCCUGAGCAUCCUGGUGAGAAACGACAAGGGUCGCAGCACCGCCUAUGAGGUCCGGCUGACGCAGACGGUGGCCGAGCUCAAGCAGCAGGUGUGCCGGCAGGAGCAUGUGCAGGCUGACCUGUUCUGGCUGAGUUUCGAGGGGAAGCCCAUGGACAACCCGCACCGGCUGGGGGACUAUGGCCUCACACCCCAGUGCACUGUGUUCAUGAAUUUACGCCUGCGGGGGGGGGGGGGAGUGGGCAGGACCAGGAGGGCAGCACUGAGGGCCACCCACCUGAGUCCCUGACCAAGUGCGAGUAAUAAAAGUUGACCGCAAUAUUAAA